Penicillium maclennaniae is the source of this 1317-nucleotide messenger RNA. Its product is annotated as alpha-hydroxy acid oxidase. Gene Ontology annotation, molecular function: FMN binding; oxidoreductase activity. NCBI's taxonomy places the organism in Eukaryota, Fungi, Ascomycota, Eurotiomycetes, Eurotiales, Aspergillaceae. The record is from RefSeq and is a predicted model, not a curated record. The coding region runs from base 1 to 1317 and encodes 438 amino acids. The transcript has 3 exons.
AUGCUCCUCCACGCUCCAGGUUCAUCCUAUUUCCUCAUUAUUUGCGAAUUUGCGACACUGCCUCUCAGUAUCAUGGCUGACAUUCAUCUGACAAGCGAUCCGAUCACUGUGGAUCAGAUCGAAGCAAUUGCUCGGAGCAAGCUUCAACGCAAUGUUUAUGAAUACUAUUCUUGCGGCUCGGAUGACCAGACUGCAGUGGAAAGAAACCGGACGGAUUUCGAUCGUCUUCUGAUUCUACCGCGUGUUCUCCGCGAUGUAUCACGAAUCGAUACCUCUACCAGGCUUUUCAGUCAUCGAUUCCCCAUUCCCAUCGGGAUAGCACCUAGUGCUAUGCAAAGAUUAGCCAGUCCAGAGGGGGAACUGGAUGUGGCACGUGCAGCGGCCUCCAUGGGGCUCAAUAUAACCUUGUCUUCCAAUGCAACCACGUCUCUCGAGGAUGUCAUGGUUGCUCGGCGCCAGGGUGGGGAGACUGCUGCACCAUUUUGGUUCCAGAUCUAUCUUGCUUCGAAUCUCACUCUCAGCGUGCCAAUUAUAAAAAGGGCCGAAGCGGCUGGUUUUGAGGCACUUGUCUUAACAGUAGAUUCGCCGGUCCUCGGUAACCGGAUCAAUGAACGUCUGGCCCCAUUAGUCCUUCCUGAAGGUAUCCAUCUGGCCAAUCUCAAGCAACAGGACACGCAAGGGCCACGAAAGCCAUCCUUUAAUCGGCAGAUCAUGGAUGCACGUACCGCUAAACAGGCGAAAGAUCUCAUGCAAGCAGCUGGUGACACGGCAAACAGUGCUUCAUUAACCUGGGGCUCAACUUUCGAAUUCUUGCGACAGACAACAAGUAUGAAAAUCAUAUUGAAAGGGGUAAUGGCUCCCGAAGAUGCGCAACUCGCCGUCGAGUGUGGUGCCGAUGCCAUUAUCGUAUCAAAUCAUGGUGGUCGUCAACUCGACUGUGUUCCUUCCACCAUCCAAGCACUGCCGGGCAUUGCAGAAGUUGUCAAGGGGAAGAUUCCCAUCAUUCUCGAUGGAGGCAUUCGCCGGGGAAGUGAUGUCUUCAAGGCAUUAGCGCUUGGAGCGGACUUCGUGUUAGUCGGGCGGUCGGCUCUAUGGGGUCUCGCCUUCAACGGCCAAGCAGGCGUGGAGACUGUCAUGAACAUCCUUGAACGAGAAUUAAAUCGCACCAUGGCGCUAGCCGGUGUUGCGCAAUUGCAAAAUAUAUGUUCUUCUUUUCCUACGCCAUUCCGAAGGCGGACGUCUAAGCAAUUUAUGAAUUUCAAAUUCGAUUUGCAAUAUGCUUCAAAUCAAGGCGCCAGUCUGCCUUUAGUAGGAUAG